Messenger RNA from Epinephelus moara (kelp grouper), 4485 nucleotides. RefSeq names its product phospholipase C, beta 2 (gene plcb2). Lineage: Eukaryota; Metazoa; Chordata; Actinopteri; Perciformes; Serranidae. Gene Ontology annotation, biological process: lipid catabolic process; phosphatidylinositol-mediated signaling. The transcript is spliced from 32 exons. Bases 1 to 3849 code for a protein of 1282 amino acids. The record is from RefSeq and is a predicted model, not a curated record. Gene Ontology annotation, molecular function: calcium ion binding; phosphatidylinositol-4,5-bisphosphate phospholipase C activity.
AUGAAUAAGAAAAGACACUUUCUGGAGCCUCCGGAGGUCAAAGACUACCUGGUCAAAGGAGAAAGAUUUACAAAAUGGUCAGAGGACUCCACAAAGACUGUUCCUGUCACCAUGAAGAUGGAUCCCAAAGGUUUUUAUAUCUACUGGAUCAACCAGAGCAAGGAGACAACGUUCCUGGAUGUUGCUACUGUCAGAGAUACCAGAGCAGGAAAAUAUGCAAAACUUCCCAAACACCCCAAGGUUCGCAAUGUGUUCAACCUGGACUUCCCGGACAGCAACCAUCUUGCCAAAACUCUCACCAUCGUCUCAGGUCCCGACACAGUGAAUCUCACCUAUCAUAACUUCUUUGCCUCUAAGGAGAAGGUGACACAGAACUGGGCAAAUGACAUUCUUGCAAUCACCUACAACGCUGCGAGGAACAAUGCGUGCAGACAAGUCUUCCUGGAGAAAAUAUAUGUCCGCAUUUCUCUCCACACCAACAAGGACGGCAAGAUCCCAGUGAAAUAUAUUUACAAGAUGUUUCCUGCGGAUAAGAAGAGGGUGGAAAGUGCGUUAGCAUCAGCACACCUCCCUAAAGGAAAGUAUGACACCAUGAAGCCUGACGUUUUUACGGAGUCUGCAUUCAGGACAUUUCUGACAAACCUCUGCCCUCGACCUGAGAUCUAUGAGAUCUUCACUUCUUACUCCAACAAACCCACCAUGACGAAGGACAAUUUCACAAAGUUCCUCAACGAGAAACAGAGGGACUCUCGGCUCAACGAGGAGCUGUUUCCACGUCUGCGUCAGGACCAGAUCAAGGCUCUGAUGGACAAAUAUGAACCCUGCUCCGCUAACUCUAACAGAAGUCUGAUUUCUCCAGAGGGUCUCUUAUUCUUCCUGAUGGGGCCGGAGACAUCAGUCGUCAUGCAGGACAAGUUGGCCAAGUGUCAGGACAUGACCCAACCUGUACCCCACUACUUCAUCAAGUCCUCCCACAACACAUACCUGACAGCUGGUCAGUUCUCUGGCGUGUCCUCUCCGGAGAUGUACCGUCAGUGUCUACUGUCCGGCUGCCGCUGUCUGGAGCUGGACUGCUGGAAGGGCAAACCUCCAGAUGAAGAGCCCAUCAUUACCCACGGCUUCACAAUGACAACUGAGAUCCUCUUCAAGGAUGUGAUUGAGGCCAUUGCUGAGAGCGCCUUCAAGACCUCACAGUAUCCCGUUAUCCUCUCGUUCGAGAACCACGUCGACUCGGUGAAACAGCAGGAGAAGAUGGCCAACUACUGCAAGACCAUAUUUGGUGAUGCCCUACUAACAGAUCCGCUGGACAAAUACCCUCUGAAGCCGGGUCAGCAGAUCCCCAGCCCGUCUGAGCUCAUGGGUAAGAUCCUCAUCAAGAAUAAGAAGGGCAGCCAUGAAAAGCCGACCCAGGCUAAGAAAACCAGCACGGCAGCUACAGAUCAGACCACAACCACAGCUGCACCGGCUCAGGACCCAAACACCCCAAACACCACUUCCCAGGAUCCUGCCAACCCAGCACCCACUACCCAAGAGAACCAAGAGGGGGACGCAGCUGUUGAGGAUACAGAGGAGCCAGAGGAGACGGAGGAACAGGACGAGGAGAAAAUGAAGUCAUCAGAUGAGGGCACAGCUGGACAAGAAGUCACAGCCUAUGAGGCGAUGUCAUCCCUGGUCAACUACAUCCAGCCCAACAAAUUCAUCUCCUUUGACAAUGCCAAAAAGAAAAAUAAAAGUUACGUCAUCUCAUCUUUUGUGGAGACCAAAGGGGAGGCAAUGAUUUCCAAGACUGCUGUCGAAUUUGUCGAAUACAAUAAGAGGCAGAUGAGCAGGAUUUACCCCAAAGGAACACGAAUGGACUCAUCCAAUUACAACCCCCAGCCUUUUUGGAAUGUAGGCUGCCAAAUGGUGGCGCUCAACUACCAGACAAUGGAUUUCCCCAUGCAGCUGAACAUGGCUCUGUUUGAAUUCAACGGCAAAACGGGCUACCUGCUCAAGCAUGAUGUUCUGCGUCGCAGCGACAAGAAGUUUGACCCUUUCUGUGACAGGAUUGACACAGUUGUGGCAAGCACACUGACCAUAAAGAUCUACUCAGGCCAGUUUCUGUCUGACAAGAGCGUAAAAACAGGAGUGGAGGUGGAGGUGAUUGGGCUGCCGGGAGACCCGAAGAAGAAAUAUCGCACAAAGUGGACCACCACGCCCAAUGCCAUCAACCCAGUGUGGAAUGAAGAGCCUUUUGUUUUUGAGAAGAUCCUGCUCCCAGAAAUGGCCUCUCUAAGAAUCGUCGUCCACGAAGAGAACGGUAAAUUCGUGGGACACAGGAUCAUCCCACUUGAUGCCAUCCAAUCAGGUUUCCAUCACAUCUGCCUGCGCAGUGAGAGCAACAUGCCGCUCACUCUGCCUGCUCUCUUUGUGUACAUCGAGGUCAAGGACUACAUCCCUGCUGCCUUCGCAGAUUUCACAGAUGCCUUAUUUAACCCCACAAAGGGAACAGAGAAGACCACAAAGACCCCAAAGGAGUCAUCCUCUGACUACAUUUCUCCGUAUGAGUUGCCUCUUGUCCAAACCCCCACAGACAAGGCGAAGGAAAGUGAGGCCCCUGUUGCAGAAAAGGCCGCAUCCGAACCUACACCACCAGCUGACACUACUGACCAGUCACCCCAGUCUCCACCAGAAGCAAGUGCAGAAGAAGCCAAAGAAGAGUCUGAGAACAAGUCAGACGCUCCACAACCUGCAGCAGAACCUCCUCAAUCUCCUGACAGCACUCCUGCUGAAGAACCAGCUCCAGACGCAGAAAGCACCACACCUGAAACCCUCCCCGAAGCCUCUCCCUCCCCUGAGGAGGAGGCGGCACCUGAGAAGGAAGAGGUUCCACAGCCAGAAGCAGCUCCACAGCCAGAAGAAGCUCCUGAAAGCAAAGAGGAGCCGGCGAGCAACUCCAGUACAAACCCCGAGCCUGCUUCAGACGAUAAAGGCACAGAAGCUGCCAGUGCUGCUGAAGAGCCUGCUGCUGUGGCCUGUCCAGUGAGUGCAUUGCCCGAGUCUACAGGAUCAAGUGACUCAUCUCAGCCGCAGACAUGCAACGAAGAGCCUUCAACUGUGACUACUGAAGAACUGACACAGCACAAGAACUAUCUGAAGGUCAUCAAGCGUCAGGAGAGAGACAUGAAAGAGGCAGAGAAGAAGUAUCAGAAAAAGGGAGAAGAUCUGAUUCAGAAACACUCUGACUCCUUCAAGGCCAUCAAGAAGAAGGGCUCCGUGAAGAAAAAGGAGGGUGGGGGAAACACCGCUGACUCCAGCGUGAAGACGGAGCGGGUGCAGGAGCAGAAAGAAAAGAUGCAGGUGGAGCUGCAUGCUCUAUGGAUGGAGCAGUGUGAUCAGCUGAGGAAGAAGAAAGAGCAGUGUGCUACAGAGAGACUGGCCAAACUGUUGGAGAUGGCCACGGAGAGACACACCAUUGAACUGAAGACCCUGGAGAGUGAAUCCAAAGAGAAUAAGAAGAAAACACUCUCGAAAUGUUCAUCGUCAGAGAAAGCAAAGCUGAAAAAGGCAAUGAGCACAGAGGUGCUGGAUGAGCCGAGUCAGUCUGAUGGUGCCUCUUCAGAUUACAGCCCACAGCAAGCGGCUCUGAUGAAGAAACAGGCUGUGACUCUGGAGGAAAUCAAGACCCUGACUAAUCAGCUCAAUCAGGAGGCCCUGAAGGAGCAUGAUCAGAAACUGAGGUCUCUGCCAGCAGAGGUGAAGGAGGCUGUCAAUGUGUGUGUGGGCGCCCACUUUCCCGAUCUGGUCGAUCAAGCUGGAGACAAGAAGGUGGAGGGAGUGGGCUUCUAUGGUGAUGUCUUCCUGGGUUAGAUGUGUAACUUUUUAGAAACCUUUUCAAUACUCUUACACCUUCUUUGAACCUGUUACAUAACCUACAGUCUUAACAUAACUGUGGAAUAGUAGAGGACUGAAUUAGGGGAGCUGUGUGUGAAAUUUCAGUUUAGAGGUGCUAUUCAUAGAGAGAGUUUUUUGGAAGUCAUUAAGCUGUAAUGAUGUUUUUGUGGAUGUCCUGUAGACCAAAAGUUAGAUGAAUUGGAAAUUAUUCUCUAUUUAACUCUGUUUUUCUGUUGCUUUCACUGAUGAAAAAUACCCUACUACGGCGACAAAUACCUUCCAGAUGAAGGCCCAUCACUAAAAGCUUCAGUUUAGUGCUCACAGUCUCCUUUCUGUUCUCUUAAUGAGUACAAAAAUAGGAAUAAAUGUAGCAGAGAAAAUGUAGCGGCAAAAAUGGGUUACCAGAGUCUGCAGGCUGAAUUGAGACAAUGACUCCAUCUGUCACACUUCAGCACAUGGUGUGUGAUACUCCAUGAAGCCACAGCAAAGCACUCACUCUGAGAUUUAGGUGUGUUGCAGUUGUAAUGAGGGUUUUGAAAGAAAAAAAAGUUACAUUUACAUUUACUCUUUAAGGUCAUGUAUAGAGCCAUGACAUUGGAAAUGCACAACAGG